Molecule: messenger RNA, 4313 nt
Organism: Schistocerca gregaria
Lineage: Eukaryota; Metazoa; Arthropoda; Insecta; Orthoptera; Acrididae
Exons: 28
Coding region: 287-4129 (1280 amino acids)
Molecular function (GO): FAD binding; 2 iron, 2 sulfur cluster binding; iron ion binding
Source: RefSeq, a predicted model, not a curated record
UGAUAACACACAGAGUCACACGACAGGGGUGCGCCUGGCGCUUGUGCGCUGUGGAACACCCCGAGGACAGCGUUUAACAGUGUUAGUCCGCUGCCUAGCACCACGAUCCUGUUUACGUGGCUGCCCUGGCUGCGAGCCGCGAUGCACGAGGUUAGUGGUGGGAGCAGCCGUGUGAGGGACGCUGAAUGCUUUACGAGAGGAGGGGACGACUUCUCAAUAUAAGGCCCGCCCCUCCACACACUCCAGAGAGACCAACCAGCGCUCGUCAGCGGCACUGUCUGACGUCAUGGGUCUCACCGGCAGCAGAGAGUACGGGAAGGAGGCAGUGUUCUACAUAAAUGGGGAGAAGUAUACUGCUGACAGCAGCAUUCCAGCUACCACAUCUCUUAAUUCUUUCAUUCGGGAUCAUGCCAGUCUUAAAGGAACAAAGUAUAUGUGCUAUGAGGGAGGCUGUGGUGCUUGCAUUGUCAUGAUCACUGCUCUUCACCCUGCCACAAAGAAAAGACAGUCUUUUGCAGUUAAUUCGUGCCUGUUCCCAGUAUUCGCAUGCCAUGGAUGUGAAAUAACAACUGUUGAAGGAAUAGGCAAUCAGAAGAUUGGGCACCACAAAGUACAGAAGACUCUAGCUGCUUUCAGUGGUACUCAGUGUGGCUACUGCUCUCCUGGAAUGGUGAUGAAUAUGUAUAGCUUGCUACAAGAUGGAAAAGAUGUUACCAUGGCAGACAUUGAGAACUCAUUUGGCGGUAACAUAUGUCGAUGCACAGGAUAUCGUCCAAUCCUUGAUGCUUUCAAAAGUCUUGCUAGUGAUGCUCCUCCUCAUCUCAAGGAGAAAGCACAGGAUAUUGAGGAUAUGUUGCAAGACAAAAUGUGUCUUAAGAAUAGGGAGUCCUGCUGCAAGUUGAGAGGAAAAGGAAGUGAACAAUGUGGACUGCAGCUUUCCACAGAAAUACCUCCACUCCAUUUACAAUUUCAGACAAAAGACUGGUUCAAAGUUGAUCAAAUUUCUGAAAUAUUUAGUAUUUUAGCAGAACGACCAGAUAAGAAAUACAUGCUUGUUGGUGGCAAUACAGCAACAGGUGUCUACAGCAGAGAUCCUGACAUUGAAGUAUUUAUUGAUAUCAACAGUGUCACCGAACUCAAAAGCCACUCUGUAGGUUCAGAAUUGAUCUUAGGUGCUAACAUUUCUCUGACUGAAACAAUGAAUUUGUUUUAUGAUCUCGCAAGAUCAAAUAGUCAGUUCUCCUAUACAAAAGCUAUUGCAGAUCAUAUUGAUUUAAUUGCAAAUGUUCCUGUGAGAAAUACAGGAACAUUAGCUGGUAAUCUGUCAAUAAAACACGCACAUCCAGAAUUCCCCUCUGAUGUCUUUCUCUGCCUUGAAACUGCUGGUGCCCUAAUUACUAUAGUUGAAAAAUCUGGAUCAGAGCAAUGUGUCAGUCCAGAAAAUUUUCUGAAAGUAGAUAUGAACCAGAAGGUUAUUAAGAAUAUAAAACUUCCAUCUUAUGAUUCUUCAUACUAUUUUCGGAGCUAUAAGAUAAUGCCACGAGCUCAGAACGCUCAUGCUUAUGUGAAUGCAAGUUUCUUGGUUCAGCUCGACGGGACGAAAGCUGGCCACAUAGUUGGCAGACCACGAAUAGUAUUUGGAGGAAUUAAUAAAGACACAAUACAUGCUACAAAAACUGAAGAAUUUCUGGAGGAUAAGAAUGUUUAUGAUAAGGAUGUUCUACUUCAUGCCCUGGAAAUACUUGAUUCUGAACUGAUACCAGACUACAGACCCCCAGAUGCUACUCCUGAAUAUCGCAAACAACUAGCAGAAGGACUAUUUUAUAAGUUUGUUCUCAGUAUAUCUCCAGAAGAUGUAUCUGAAAGAUUCAAGAGUGGAGGCCAGUUACUGAAGAGACCACUUUCUAGUGGGAAGCAAGUAUUUGAGGACAAUCAACAGUACUGGCCACUUGGAAAAGCAAUGCCUAAAUUGGAAGCUCUUGCUCAAUGCUCUGGUGAAGCAGAAUAUGUAAAUGACAUUCCAACAACUUCAAGAGAACUACAUGGUGCUUUUGUUGUCACUACUGUGGGAAGUGGUACAAUACAAAGCAUAGAUCCUUCAGAAGCCCUGAGUCUACCUGGUGUUGUAGCUUAUUAUGAUGCCAAAGAUAUACCAGGAAACAAUGUGUUUACUUCAGCAACAGUAGGACUUGUUGGAGAUGAAGAGAUAUUCUGCUCUGGGACAGUAAAAUUCAAUGGUCAGAUUGUUGGUAUUAUACUUGCUACAUCACAUAAUACUGCUACUCAGGCAGCUGCACUUGUCAAAAUUGAGUACACAUCUGUCAAGAAACCUAUGAUUCAUUUGAGGGAUGCUGCAAAAUCAGGAGAUCCUAACAGAGUUUUUGUAGCUGCUGAAAUGAAACCAACAGAUACAUCAAAAAAGGAGAAUACAAAGCAUACAAUUAAAGGCAGCUUUGAUGUUGGAAGUCAGUACCAUUUCUCCAUGGAAACACAAACUGCAUUAUGUAUACCAACAGAAGAUGGAAUCGAUGUGUAUGCACCGACACAGUGGCCAAAUCUGACACAAGUUGCAAUAUCAGAAGCCUUGAAAAUUCCACAGCACAGUAUAAAUGUCAAUGUCAGAAGGGUUGGAGGCUGUUAUGGAUGUAAGAUAACAAGAAACUCUCAGACAACUGCAGCUGGAGCCCUUGCAGCAUAUCUUCAGAAGAGACCUGUUCGCAUCCAUCUUCCCUUACAAAGGACAAUGGAAUCAAUUGGAAAAAGAUUUGAUGUUGCUAUAGAUUAUGAAGCUGGUGUUGAUGAUCAAGGCAACAUCACAUAUGUUGAAGCCAACACAUACCAUAACAAUGGCUCAGGCAGUAAUGACCACACACCAGAUGAUUUUCUCAUUCAGAUGGCUAGCUGUUACAACAACAGUACAUGGAAAGUUACAUCUUACACUGUGAAAACUGAUAUUCCAGCUGCAACAUGGUGUAGAGCACCAGAUUCUCUUGAAGGAAUAGCAUUUGCUGAACAAAUGAUGGAACAUAUUGCCAAAACAAUUGGGAGGAAUCCAGUAGAUAUUAAAAUCCAGAAUCUUAGUCCAAGUUAUGAAGAAGUUGGUAAUAUGAUAAAAUAUUGGAAAACUAAAACAGAGUUUGAGGAAAGGAAGAAUCGUGUGGAGCAAUUCAAUAAGAAAAACCGGUGGAGAAAAAGAGGUAUCGCAAUUGUGACAAUGAGAUAUCUCCUGAAGUUUUAUAUGAAUUUUCAUGCUGUUGUGACAAUUUAUGCUGGUGAUGGCACUGUUUCUGUUGCCAUUGGGGGAGUUGAGUGUGGCCAGGGCAUCAAUACCAAGGUUGCCCAAGUUGCUGCACGUGCUUUGGGGAUUUCAGUGGAUCUUGUAAACAUAAGGCCAACCACUAACUUUACAUCUCCCAAUAACUUUACAACAGGAGGAAGUCAAACUAGUGAAUGUUGUGCAUAUGCAACACUGCAUGCUUGUGAGAUACUCAAGCAAAGACUGGCUCCCAUACGAAGAAAAAUGACAAACCCAACAUGGCAAGAGCUUAUUGCCCAAGCUAAUGCAGAAUUUGUAGAUCUCUCUGCAAGUUUCAUGAUGUAUCAAGGUAUGGAAGAGAAGUUGGAUCAAUAUCCUAUUUAUGGAGUAACAGUGGGUGAAGUAGAAGUUGAUAUGUUAACAGGCCAGUAUGAGGUACUCCGUGUAGAUAUCUUGGAAGACGUUGGUAUAAGCAUGAAUCCUGAUAUAGAUGUGGGUCAAAUUGAAGGUGCAUUUGUUAUGGGACUUGGUUAUUGGCUGACAGAGUACAUUGUUUAUGAUGAAGAAACUGGAAAAGUGCUGACAAAUAGAACAUGGAACUACAAACCACCUGGAGCUAAAGACAUUCCAAUUGAAUUCAACAUAGAACUGAAGAAAAAAUCACCCAAUCCACUUGGUGUUCUUCGGUCAAAAGCGGUUGGUGAGCCUCCUCUGUGUAUGAGUAUUGUGACCUUCUUUGCUUUGCGUGAAGCUGUUCUCUCUGCCAGGAAAGAUGCUGGUUCCACAGACAACUGGGUAGAUAUUGCACCUCCUGCAACACCAGAGAAGAUAUUACUUGCUGCUAUGACGGAUUACAAACAGUUUGAUUUGUAGGAGAAUCUUGUGUAUGCAGAUAUAUCAUUGCGCAGACACUGCGAAAAUAACUAUUCUUUUGUAUAACCAUAUUUUGUUGUUUAAUGUACUGUUUAAGUUUGUGAAACUAUAGAAAUUUAUUGACUUAAUAUGUUUUUUCUUUGUAUGUAUGAAGGGAAUAAUAAAUCUAUCUCAAAGUCUGUCA